Messenger RNA from Panicum virgatum (switchgrass), 1110 nucleotides. RefSeq lists its product as uncharacterized. The coding region runs from base 67 to 927 and encodes 286 amino acids. The transcript has 8 exons. NCBI's taxonomy places the organism in Eukaryota, Viridiplantae, Streptophyta, Magnoliopsida, Poales, Poaceae. The record is from RefSeq and is a predicted model, not a curated record.
GUGCUUCGUUCAUCGGUGUGUCCUCUUGUGAUUGCCUGCUACGUUGAGAAGCUAACAUCCAGUUUAAUGGCACCACUUCGCCUUGGUGGAAGUAAGAGGACAUAUGCGGAGUAUGCAGAGCCAAAUCCAGCAACGGAUUGCUUAAAGUUGUUCGAUGAUGUUGACGAUUCUCGAGGUCUACCUCAGACUUGGACUAUAAUUGUAAGGAUAGAUGUUAAAUUCCCUAUGGAGCCUAGGUAUCAUGAUAAGCAACACUUCAUCCUUGUCGACACCACUGGUUCCAAAAUUGAAGCAAUUUCAUAUGGCAAUAACGUCCAUCGAUUUGACACACUACUUCAGCAAGGAUGCAAGUACAUUUUGAAAGAUGUAGUUUUUGGGCCAAACUGGGGGGGCCUUGAAUUCAGAAAUAUUGGGCAUCGGUUUGAGGUGACAUUGACCAGAAAAACUCGUGUUGAGCCAUACACCUUACCACUUCAGUUCCCUCCCUGCCCAAAGCAUCUUAUGCCAUUUCAUGAAGUGAUCCGACAACCCAACAAGACAUUUGUAGAUGUUAUGGGAAUAGUUGUCCAUAUGGAGCCAUUGGAGCAUGUGGGCAAUAGGCUAUAUAGAGAGGUUGUGUUAAUGGAUGCAAGGUGGCACCUUAUUAUUGUUGGGAUUUGGAGUGACCUCUUCUGCCGGAAUUUUCAACGAUGGUACAAAGCUAGAGAUGAAAAGGAAAUUAUAAUUGCCACUAUGCUGCGACGAAACUCUACACACAGAUGCUUGGAGAGCUCAGACCACACAUCACUGGACUUCAACCCAAGACAUCACACAUGGCAUCAACUAGCAACUGUUCGGCGAAUAAUGAUGGAAAGGCAGAAUCUUCGCUUCAUUAACAGAUAUCUUGAAGCAAGAUGGGCAUACUUGGCGACCGUGUUACCACACUGAUCGAUCUGGGAAUCAAGGAAAAUUAGAUGUAGGGUCAUUAGGAAGUGUUUCUAGAUUGUUUGUCACUAGACUAUUUAUCACUGCUAUGUUUUCGAAAUUUGUAUUAAUGUUACCAGAAGCAGACUGCAUUUCCAAUACAUUCAUGGUUGUGCUAUUCAAAAGUGUUUAGUUGAGUGGACAAUA